Coffea eugenioides is the source of this 2664-nucleotide messenger RNA. RefSeq lists its product as uncharacterized. Bases 77 to 1852 code for a protein of 591 amino acids. Lineage: Eukaryota; Viridiplantae; Streptophyta; Magnoliopsida; Gentianales; Rubiaceae. The transcript is spliced from 12 exons. The record is from RefSeq and is a predicted model, not a curated record.
UAAGGUCCUUUGUAUAUCAUUCGACUCCCAAUUUCGAAACUACACAUUCGAUACUCUUCGUUUCUUUCCAGUAUCCAUGGCUAAAUCUACUAGCAGUAGCAGAAGAAAGCGCCAUAGAGAAGAAGAGGAAGAGAAAUACGACGACGCUUCAUCAUCAUCACCUCAAUCCUCUUCUUCCGAAGAGGAUGAUGAUAAUAAGCGAAGCCACAAACGCCGCCGUGGCGACGAUAGGGGUCCUAGGAAAUCCUCUUCGAGGAAAGACAGAAAAUCAUCCAGUAGGAGGAAAAGAAAGGAAAAGGAACGGAGAAGUAAGCACAAAUCGAAGAAGUAUGAGAGGAGAAAGAAGCAUAAAUAUUAUUCGGAUGAGUCCGAAGUGGCAGAGUCUUUGCCUAGGUCAGAUGGGGAUGAUGAUGAUUCUGGAUUGGAGAAUCCGGAUGGCGUUGUCAAAUGUAUUUUGAAGGAAUUUCCUGCUGUCUCCAGAGAUUUGGAACAGCUUCUACACAUGAUAGAUGAUGGUCAAGCAGUUGAUAUAAGGGGAUUGUCAGAAAAAACAUUGGUGAAGCACCUGAGAAGGCUAUUUCUAUGUCUGAACCUUAAAGAAACUGGUGAUAAUAUCUUUCUACUGAAAUCAGAGGGCCAUCCUACAUUGGAGGUUCUUAGACCUGUCAUUCAUGGCUACGGACAGUCUUCAAAGCAGCAGCUUGAUCAUUGUACAUUGGAGAACGAAUUGCUCUCGGUAUCACCAGAUGGCAGAAAUGGACCAGAUGCCAACAUGACUAAAUCAUCUGAAGAUGCCAUUGGUCCUAGACGAAGGGUAAUUGGCCCUGAAAUGCCAUCUGCUGAACUACUUGCAGCUGCAGCCAAAUUAACUGAAGCAGAAGCUGAGUUGAGAGAGGCUGAGUUAGUGGACGAUUCUGAAUUGUUUAUAGGGCCUCCUCCCCCCGCUUUUGUUUCUGAAGUUGAAUCAUCAAAUGAAGCAGAACGAUUUGAAGAGAUUACAAGAAUUAUGGGAGUUGAGGUGGAUAGUCCAUAUGAUAUUCUGGGAGUGAACAAGAAUAUGUCAGCCGAAAACAUGAAGAAAAGGUACUGGAAAUUGUCCCUCAUGGUACAUCCGGACAAAUGCUCUCAUCCACAGGCCCACCAAGCAUUUGUGAAGUUGAACAAGGCUUUUAAAGACUUGCAGGAUCCAGAUAAACGAAAAGCAUUGGAUGAGAAAAUAAAGCUCAAAGAGGAACAAGAGGAAUUCAAGGCGGAAUUGAAAGCAAUGAAAGAAGCUGCACACUGGAGACGUUUGCAAGGUAUAUCAAUGGAGGGUGAUGAUAUACUUUUAGCUGACAUGGAGGCUAAGGUGGAACCUAAAAGAGAUGAAUGGAUGACAACCCUACCUCCUGAAAGAAAACCUGGGAUGACCAUGCAAUCAACAAAAUUCAGCAGAAGCUCCAAGGAGGGGCGUGGGGAUACUAGUGUCUGGACUGACACACCAUCAGACCAAGCCCAGAAAGCAAAAAUGAAUUAUUUAGAAGCCUAUAAUGAGGCUUCAGCACUUGCUUCAAAUGAGCAAGAAAGAAAACGUUCCAAUUCAGAUGCACAUUUGGUAGAUGAAUACAACAAAUCAAAGAGGUCAAAGUCACUAGUAGACAAGCACCAAGAGCUAGCUCAAAAUCGAUCAAAGAAAAAAUCCAAGCAGGAACCAGUUAAAGAAGAAUGGGAGGGAAAGCAUCCAUGGAGACCAUGGGAUCGUGAGAAGGAUUUGACAGCGGGACGGCAAAGUGUGAAAUUGGAUGCUGAAAACAUGGCUCAGGGUUUGUCUUCUAGGUUUUCCUCGGGAUCAUUUCAAAGAAACUUCCUGUAGAGCAUUGAAUCAAGAAUCUAAUUUAAGCUGCCAGAGGUCCUGUAUCAGAUUGACGUAAUAUAUCUUUAAAGAUGUGGUUUUUGCGGUCAGUUCCUGUCUUCCUAUCUUCUGUUUAUUUGCUUGUUGUGUCUAAUUUCAAACCAUGGUCAAGAGGUAGUAGUCUCUAGUGAUGUCCAAUAGCUUAGCUGCAUUUUUUUUCCUGCUUCUUUACAUCCAAAUGAACUUAUUCUUUUUUAAUUUUAGGCCAUCAAACAUUCAAUAUUCUUUUAUUUGCUUGAGAUUUGGAAAUUUUGGGAGUUUCUGUGCUUUUUGGUUGAAGUUUCCAAUAAAAUAUGAGAAGAUACUAGUAUGCAUCAUCAUCCAUGGAGGGCUUUCUGUCCGAAUAGGAUUCUCCCAUUAUCUCGGCAACUGGUGGAGACUUUCUUUUUCGACAUAUUAAUGACGGAGAUUUAAGUGGGAUAUUUUAACAAAACCAGCAGUGAAGAGCAAUGCUGUCUCUGGGUUGAUGGAAUGUUGCUAAGACUUUUCAAAAUAAACUGGGACUCAAUGGUAUUGAGAGCAAGGAAUGCCCUAAACGCGGAGAAUAGCGAGUUAUGCAAGGCUUUGUCCCCUCAGUCAUAUCCUUAGCAUAGAAUUGUUGGCUUGGAUAAAGUGGAGUAUAUUCGGUCCCGUGAGUUCCUUGUCAUUUUGUCCAGCAAAGUUGCGGUUUAUAACAGAUGGAAUUACUACCAUCCUGUUAACUGUUUAGAGUUUUCAAGGGUAGCUUGAUCAUAAUAUUUUUUUUCUGAUGGAAUUAUUGCUAGGUACACAUA